AUGACGGUACCGGUACAGCGAAAUUCGAUGGCCGUGCUACAGCCUCCGCGGUCACGGUUCAUGAUCACCGAUAUCCUGGGCGGUGGUCAGAACCACCACAAUCACCACCACCAGACGGGGGGUCACCAGGGUGGCGGUGGCGGAACUGAUAGUAUUAACGGAAGCAGUAGCGAGGGCCGAACGCCCAGUCCGGGUCCCCGGGAUCUGAGCAUCGUAGCGGGGCACCAUCUGCAGCACCAGGGCAGCGCCGUGCUGACCCCCGGUGGACAGCAUCACCUCGGGUUGCAUCAUCACCAUCUGCACCACCAUCACCAACUGGACGACGAUCAGGAUGUUAAGAGUGAAACCGAAAGCGACGACAGCUGCCCGCUGGAUAAUUCCAGUGUGUGCAGUAACGGCCUCAAGGACGAGGAUGGCAAUAGCAUAAAGAGUGGCCUGGGACUGAGCGGCACAGCCGGUUUGAGUAAAAAGCAGCGAAAAGCGCGGACAGCCUUCACCGACCACCAGCUGCAAACGCUGGAGAAGAGCUUCGAGCGGCAGAAGUAUCUGAGCGUGCAGGACCGGAUGGAGCUGGCCAACAAGCUGGGCCUGAGCGAUACCCAGGUGAAGACGUGGUACCAAAACCGAAGAACCAAAUGGAAGCGACAAACGGCAGUGGGGCUGGAGCUGCUGGCGGAAGCUGGCAACUACGCUGCCUUCCAGCGAUUGUACGGAGGACCGCCCUAUAUCGGCGGCUGGCCUUACCCAACGCAGGCUGGACCUCCGGGAGCACCGCAGAGUGCCGUGGAUGCCUACUACCGACAUGCGGCCGCUGCAGCAGCGCUGCAAAAACCACUACCGUACAGAAUCUACCCCGGAGUGCCCGGUCUCGGGACACUAAACACCAUUCCAGGCCCGAGCGCACCGUUCCCGCACCUUUCGGCGUCGACGUCGCUGUCGACGCUUAGCAGUUACUAUCAAGCCAGCAGUCAACAGGUUGCAGCAGCGGCAGUCGCGGCCGCCAACAGUGCGGGACACCCCGGAAGCAACUGCAGCCCGGGUGCAACCGGUAGCAAUGGAAGCGCGAAUAACGGUGGCAGCGGCAACAACAACCACGGAAGCACCAGCAGCCUCAGUAGUCAUCCUCGGCGAUCGCCCAGCCCAACGCUCAAUCCGGGCAGUCCGCCGGGCCGAUCCGAGAGCAAUCCUCCCAGCGACGACGAAGACGAAAACAUACAGGUUUGA
Messenger RNA from Sabethes cyaneus, 1224 nucleotides. RefSeq names its product homeobox protein B-H1-like. Gene Ontology annotation, biological process: regulation of transcription by RNA polymerase II. Lineage: Eukaryota; Metazoa; Arthropoda; Insecta; Diptera; Culicidae. The transcript is spliced from 3 exons. Gene Ontology annotation, cellular component: nucleus. The coding region runs from base 1 to 1224 and encodes 407 amino acids. Gene Ontology annotation, molecular function: DNA-binding transcription factor activity, RNA polymerase II-specific; RNA polymerase II transcription regulatory region sequence-specific DNA binding. The record is from RefSeq and is a predicted model, not a curated record.